AUGAAGAACAUCCUUAAGAAGGCCUCGGUGAGCUUCGGGGCCCUGGAUAGGUUCACCAAGAAGGCUGGGGAUAGGGCGCGGUGGAUGUUGAACGUGUUGCGAGCCUUGUUGUUCAGGAGCCGUCCGAAAGCGAGGUCGGCGAUGGCCCAGAGGCACGUCUUGGGUUUUAAGAGUCGUUGUAUCACUCCUGUCCAUUGCCAGGCCCCGGCAGUCUCGAGCUCCCAGGCUCCGAUGGAUCAGGACGCUUUGUUUGCUCUUAGCGCAGACUUGCAGAGCGCUGACGGCGCAGAGGAGCGCCCUGCCAUGGAGCAGGAUGCAGUGGAGGAGCAGCAGUUCCGGCCAACGGGGGAGGAUGCAGUGGAGCAGCAGGUCCUGCCGACGGGGGAGGAUGCAAUCCGGAUGGUUGAGAGGGUCGUCGCUGGCUUUCGGUUCGAGAUGGAUGAGGCCGAAUACAACGGCGGCACCACCAUUAUGCAGCUCUGCGAAGGCCAGAGCCUCAGGGCAGCGCUGCAAGCCUUGUUGACGGCUGGAGAAACCGCGGUGGCCGCGAUUGAUUCGCAUGAUGACAUGUACCGGGUGACCGGGUUCGAUGACGUCAAGAACGUUGUCUUCCUGGCUGGCGGCGGCGGGUCCGAGGAUCUCUCGGAGAUCUCCACCCUGUACUGGGACUGGGGGACGACGUGGGCCGCGGAGCAGGCCGGCUUCAGCGAUUCGGUUCUUCGUGAGUCCCGCCCCCUGGCGCAGGCCUCGGAGAUGGAGGAGCCCGAUGCCGCAGCUGAGCCGGCGACGGAGCAGGCCCAUGCGGCGGGGAAGCCGGGCGAUGAUGUCGCGGCGCCGGCCACGGAGCAGGUGGCAGCGGACCUCACCGAGGCGAUGGCUUCGGCUGACGAUGCGCAGGCCGCAGUGAGCGCUUGGGCGGAUGUGCAGAGCGCCGCCGCGCUCGGCGCCGAUGCUGUGGCCGAGCAGUUCUCGUCCUACAUGUGCCGGCGCUUCGACACUGACGCGCGCCGCGACGAGGAGCUGCGGGCGAUGAUGGACCGGGCGGGGACCGAGGACUGGAGGUGUGUUGCAGCUUGGUCGUUGCUCUGCUCGGCAGAUGGGGAGCUGGCGGUGCACCUGCAGCAGUUCUGCAACAGCAGGGCUCAAGGGUCGCGGACUGCUGCGCUGAUCCUCCAGCGCCUCAUGAAGGCAUCGGGCGCAAAGCAGUGGCAGAACAUCAGCCUCCACACGGCCCGGACGCUCGCAGGCGUGUUGCCUUCGCUGAUCAGGGAUUCGGAUGAGGAGAGCGAUGAGGGAGCGCGCCGAGGCAUUAAGCGCACUGCUGAGGAGGCGGAGAUCGUGGAGGGCCCGAAGGUCACGGAGGAGAUUGCGGAGGAGGCGAGCGUCGCGGAGGGCCCGAAGGUCCCGGAGGAGAUUGCGGAGGAGGCGAGCAUCGCGGAGGGCUCGAACAUGCCGGAGGAGAUUGCGAGCGUCGCGGAGCCCAUCGGUGAGGUCGGAGCAGGUGACGCCGUAGAUGAUGACGAGCGGGACGCCAAGGUCGAAGAGGCGAUGGAGUGCGAGCUGAGGGAGCACCGGAAGGCCAUCGAUGAGCUCCUGUCGUGUGCAGACUUCAUGAAGGACGAGCAGAUGGAAGAUGAUCACCUGGCGGAGGACGUGUCGACCUCGCCGACUGCCUUCGUCCUCUUCGACCACGUGAAUGCCACGGCGAUGAACCUUUUGGCCUCGAAGGAGCUGUCCAAGAUCCAUCGCUUGGGGCGCACGGGGCCAACGGUCGAGCGAGCCUUGGGAGACAUCCUGGUGCAGUGCAGCAAGAAUGUGCUUCCGGGAGGCGCCAGAACCUACAAGACCAUCUACCACGAGGAACAGCUGAUGGCUGAUCUCAAGGUCAAGGGCCGCCGUCACCCUGGCAAGCCAAGCAAGGAAGAGGUCGCAGACUUGAGGCUGGUCGACCCCGGCGUGUGCUCCGGCCAUCUGGCGGCUUCCACCUUCGUCUUUCCUCGCUGGUUUCGGAACUUGUGCUGGGCGGGGCUGAAGGAUCACUACACGUUCGACCUGGCCAACGCCCACGUGUGCAUCCUCGCGGAGCGCCACGACAGCGAGUUCCUCCGGGAGUUCAUCUUGAAUCGCCAGGCGCACCUGCAGUCCACUCACAGUGAGAGGUGGAUUGCCAAGCAGCUCUUCCUCCGCCUCCUCUACGGAGGCACGGUGCAGGCCUGGAAGAGGGCCCACGGCGUGGACACGAUGAGCUCCGAGGCCUUCUCCUACGCAGAGCGCUUCGCCGCGGAGGUUGAUAAGCUCCGGGACCUGGAUGUGGAGAGAAACAAGGAGCUGUGGGAGGCGCUGCGCUCGCUCUCCCCUCGCCCCGAAGACCUGUUGUCGUACGUGCUGAACACCAGGCGAGAGAGACAGCUGAUAGACCGUGCCGAGAUGAUGAUCAAGACCCAUGGCGGCACGGUUUUGGCGUACGAGCAUGAUGGGCUGUACUUGCACGUCCGACCGGGGCGCAAGGCAGAGCUCAUGAGCGCCCUCGACAACGGGCUCGACGGGUUCAAGUACACCUUGGAGCCCCAGCUGUCAGUGGAGGAGGCGUUCGAGGAGGCCCGGCGCGAGAUGGUCGAUGCAGGCGGUCACAGCAGCGAGACCCGGGCGCUCUUCAUGGCUGAGGAUCCGCAGUGGAGGGAGCAUCACAAGUUUGUGAUGACGGCGUUCAAGUCCCCGCGUGGCCAUCACGGGUUGUUCGCCCAGGUCGCGCUGCGCUCGCCGGCCGUGCACUCCCUGGUUCCCCAUCGCAUCCAGGAGGUCUUCAAGAUCGUGCAGGACACCGGGCAUUGCGCAUGGUACAAUGCCCCCAAGAGAGUUUGGAUCCUCGGCGGCACGAUGGCCAUGGACGUGCUGAAGUGGAUGGUGCAGGUGGUCUGCCAGCGCGACCUCUCGGACUACGUCGUGCGCUGGGACACAGAGUCCCAAGUGGACCUGGACGUCGACGCCGCCUGGGGCUUCAGCAACGAGACCUUCCGCACCAGCGUGGCGAACGCCAUGAAGAGCUUCUUGGGUGUGCACAGCACGGACUGGGAGCUGGACGGCGACAAGACCCGCCGCUACCUGAACUUCCAGGGCCGCCUCUUCGACCGGGGAUCGAUAGACAUGCACCCGGACCACUGCAUCACGCGCUCGACCGACUGGGCGCAUGAGUGGCCUGCAUGGUGGGGCUCGGACGCCCAGGAUCGGCUGGAGGCUGCCCUCCGCGAGGUCAGGAAGCAGCACGACGCCUUCAGAGCGUCGAAGCAGAGUGGGCCGUGCGACCUGGAUGAGAAGGCCUGCGAGAUGCUUGAGCUUGCAGCUUGCGCCAUCCGCGAGCUCGCCGUGCUGCACAGGUGGACGGAGAAUGAUUGGGGCGCCACCGUCCUGGAGCUGGAGCUGAUCGCCAAGGGCGUGUUUGCAAUGCCCCAGGCAGCGGGGAUGUGGCUUCGCGGAGUCGGAAGGAAUGGGAAGGACACCCUGGCGAACAUCAUGGAGUGCAUCCUCGGCUCCUACUCCUGCUCGAUCGACUUCGACUCCCUGCUGCGCGUGGCGGACCCCAACAAGCCGAGCCCGGUGUGGGCGAUGUGUCGCGCGAGGAGAUUCGUGGCGAUUCGCGAGGUCGACGGCGUGGAGCAGAUCCGGCUUCAGGUGUAUAAGCGGAUGACGGACCCCAACAGUCAGAUGAUGGGGCGUGACCUCUACGAAAAACUUGUGAGGUACAAACCUCAAUUUGUGGCCUUUUUCGCCAGCAACCAUGCGCCGCCGUUGACGUCGGAGUUCUCGGUGAAGGAGCGCUCGUACAUCAUCGAGCACGUCUCCGUCUUCAAGGACGUCCCCACCGAGUCCAACGAGCGCAAGUGGGAGCCGAUCGAAGACACCCUCCAGCGCGACCGCCCCUCGUACUUCGCCAUCCUGUUCCUGAUCUACAAGCACCUCCUGCAUGGUGUGAAGAUGCGCUCGAUCGGCCCCGUCCCGACUUCCUCCCACAACCUCUCCGUGAUGGAGCUGAAGGAUGCCACGAAGGAGCUGGUGAGGAAGUUCAUCAAGGAGAGAUUGAUCAAGGCGCAGGGCACGGCAAAGGCCACAGUCCGGGAUGAGAUCUACGAAGAGCUGUCGGAGGUGCUGAACAACAGCCCGGAGAUCCUGGCGGAUGCGCACCAGAAGCGGCGAAAGCUGAACCCCGCGGACCUCUUGAAGGCUGAAGGGUUCGUUGAGAAGAAAGGCAAGGGCCCUGCGGACAGCAAGGGCAAGCGGCCGAACGUGAACCUGAUCUACUACCGCUUCGCGGACUCGAACGGCGUGAAGGCGCUCGACGACAGCCCGGCGCACCUGCUCCCGGCCAGCGCUGCAAGGACGAGUGUCAUCGCAUCGGCGCUUGGCGCCGUGAGUAGCUGA
Molecule: messenger RNA, 4416 nt
Organism: Symbiodinium sp. CCMP2592
Lineage: Eukaryota; Dinophyceae; Suessiales; Symbiodiniaceae
Source: the annotation of a GenBank genome assembly